AUUCAUAUUAUAUCAGUCAAUCAAUGAUCACUAUAGCCUUCAUUGAUGAGCCUAGCACAGAGACAAAUUGCAUUUCUUUCCUCCUUAGAGACCCUGGACUGGCUGAACCACUUCUGCUCUCAGCUCAUCAGCUCAUACGAUCACAGUCACUCAGUGGCAUUUAUUUAUUAGCGCUGUCAUACACCGUGUCAUGUGCUGCGGGUCCCCACGAGGGACCCACGGCGGAGCGGAGGUCGAUCCACCGACUCUCUGUCCCCUCCCAUCGGCGUCCCCUGCCGCCGUGCGCGGCCACACCUGCAUUAAACGGGGAAAGUCCGUCCGGUGGAGAGGCAGAGAGACUGUGGGGCUUCAGAGCGGGCGGAGGCAGGAAGCCGAGCACCUACAGCAGCUCCCAUCGCAUUGCUCUGGACCCCGGGCUCUCUGUAACGACAGGGGGUAAAGGCAUGAAGGCAGGCAGCGACCGGAGGUACUGAGACUUUGGAACCGUAUAGACUGACCGGGAAUCGAGAUUAAAGAGGGGCAGAGCUGCACGGUGCAGAGCAAGAGACCGAGUCUGAACUGAGCGCACAGGUUUUCCUUGUGAUCCCUGACAGAGUGAGGACAGUGACACUGACUCAGCCUUUGUCUCCUCACUGUUUCCGAACAGAGUGAGGCUCCCUGGUUGCCUCGGCUGUCCAUUGUGACUGUAGAGAAGAAAGAAAGAUCCAGCUUGUCUGUAUAAAGACCUAUUCAGCAUCAUUUCUCUUUGCUAGCCACAUUUGCAACCCUAAGAACAGCAGUGAAGGCUCAGCACUAUCCCUGCCCCCAGGCCUUUUCCCUCCAUCCUCAGCCCCCUCUCCUUUAACUCCCUUAUCCCUAUCCUACUCUCACUCUCUCAGCCCCUUCCCUCUUCCCAGCCCCAGCUUCAGCCUCAGCCUCUGCCCCAUUCAGAGUCCCAGAUGACAGCUCAGAAACAUCCGUUACCCUCCCACUCCACACGAGUCUUCUUUCCUCUCCCUCCAGCCCCCGUGGCGCUUGGCACCGAUGCCCAUCACAUAGACAGAUGGAGCCAACCCUGACCCCUCUCUUUGCCUGUGGGGACGCAAAGAGAAUCAACGCCUGACUAGAGGAGAGGGGGUGAGUGUCAGCAGGGGGAGACAGGAAGAAGAGAGGAGGAGAGUAUUGCUUUGUCACCACAGCAACACAUCACCCAGCCUCCCAUGGACUCCCCUUCAGCCGAACCCGAGGCCCUGGGAUAAAAACCCACACAGCAGGAAAGUAAGCAGCAGGACCAGAAGGACCUCAUUUUUUUUCCCUCUAAAUUGUGCCUGACAUAUUUUUGCUUUGAAUAUUUAGCUUGUGCGGAGAGGAGAGGAUGCAAACAUUGACAAAUUUCUAAAUAUAGAAAAGCUCAUUUGAAAGAAACAGGAAACCACAAGAAGAUGGAUCUAAAAAUGCUGAAGGAAAACCCGCUCCACACUCAAAAGUGUCGCUGAAGUUUUUCCAAACAACACAAAAGUUUCAUUCUAAGCUCUGUGCUUCCUUUUCCCCUGGCCUCUGUGAUCUACAUGAAUUACAGUAAGAAAAGCUGCAAUCGCUGUCAAAAAUAUUACUGUUUUAACAUGCAAAUCAACAGGCAGCAGGAAUUUUUUUUUUUUUUUUUACAGUGAGCAAGCUGCUUUUUUCAUUGUGCUUUCCUCACCCGAGUAAAGCAGAAAAAGCUUUUGACUGACAGUAAAAAGGAACUUCAUAUGGGGCUCCAGUCAGAGCUUCCUUGCGUGUACAUGUACUGUAUACCUUCAUCUAAGUUGUAGCAUCCUGCAUUGCACCUCUGCUAACUGAUCAAACAUCCACCUCGUGUCGGGGCAUCUGCAGUUUCACUCUUCUGACUAAAAAUCCCAACUGAAUUUUUACAAGCAAGAUUUUGGCUUCUCCACUUCCACUGGAUGUUGCUGCCGUCUUCCAUCCCACUCUGCUGACCGGCAUUCUGAUUAGCAUACAAUGCCAGACAACCAAUUUUGAAAAGAACCCCACAUAAACAAUAAAAUGAGACACUAAUGGCCGGUGAAACGAAUUCAGCAGGCCAACAUAACAGAGGGGGGAAUACCGGAGUCCCAAAGCUUCCCAGGUGACCGCUGCCACUCUGCAAAAGUCAAACUGGAAAUUCUGUGGAUGCUUGGAUUCUUUGCUUCGGAUGCUGAUGUAGUACGGACGAUUUGGAUUCCUCUCUGUAUCCAGUCAGUGUGAGCCCUAAGCAUUUUCAUUCUCAGAGGAGCAAGAGCCCUGAACUGACUUGUGAAGCACUGCUGAACCUUGGUAUACAGACCAGGGCGGAUGAAACUACAAUAGACUGAGCUCAGUCAAGUGUUUUAUGACAUUUGGUGCAUUAUAUUCAUUUCCUCUGUAGAUUUGCCGUCAGCUCCAGUCACAGUUGAUUUUCAGAUGAUAUAUAAGGAGCAACUGCCCUAAAACUGGUGGCUGCACUGGUGGUAGCUCUUGGUAAAUGACAUAAGGACUGAAAAGAUCCUUACCUGGACAUCGUGGUGGUGGCGUCCCUCUUCAACAGGCUGGGAGUGGCAUUAGGAUGCCUGAACUGGAUAACUUUCCCCCCCUGAGGGGCCCCAGAGGCCCUGAAUUGGGCCUAAACGGACCAGCAGACCCAGCUCAAAUUCAACACAGCAUCCUGGAGGAGCAGGUGGAGCUGUGGUGGUUCAGAGAUCCAGGGAAGUCUCUGCUCUGCUACUGUGUGGCUGUUCUCCUAAUCUUGGGCUGUGGACUGGGAGGAGUUGGACUUCUCUCCACCACCACCAGCGUCUCGAGCGAAUGGCGGCUGGGCGCGGGCACGGCCCUCUGCCUGCUAGCCCUGGGAGUCCUGCUCAAACAACUGCUCAGCUCGGCCGUGCAGGACAUGAAUUGCGUCCGAAGCCGACGGCGGAUUGACAUGCUAAAAAGCGGUGGUUUAUCUGACCUCCUUGUGGUUUUGAUUACGGGGCUUUCACUGUUGAUUUGUGGAGGGGUUCUACUGCAUCUGGCCCUGGCUAACCACAUGCCGAAGCCUGGCCAAGCCCUCAAUGACAUGUACAUCUCUGGGGUGGUUUUGCUGGCUGGAGGGGGGGCCGCAGUUGUGGGCGUUGGGAUAUACUCUGUUGUGGUGAUCCUGCUAGAGAGGACAAGGCACGGACGAAGGCUGGUGGACCGGGUUUUGAAUAUCUUCACCGUUUCUGGACACAUGGACCACCAGGCUCGCAGAGAGACUACCUCCAGUCUGGCUAACCUCAUAUGAGAUAUAACCACACUCAGACUGUGUAUUUUGGCCCCCUUGCUCAGCUAAAUUAGCCCACACAUUAGCAGACACAUGAUUCACUCUUUACAUGCUUCAGCUUGGUCACCGGCUGAUCAGUGUGUGUGAGACAAAUUCAGUUGACUUUGUGUUAUCUGCUCGGUGAGGAUGUUGUCGAUGAGCAGUGAAAUCCCACAGUAAGGAUGAUAAGAUCGAAGAGUAACACUGAAGAAGAAUUGAUUGCUACAAUGCAGCUGAAAGUCAGGGGGCAGUGGUGUGUAUUUUACAUGUGAGAGAUAUUUGAAAGUUCAAAUCAGCAAUUUUUUUUACACACUGUAAAUCAUGCACCAUUUACAUGAGACUAAAUGCCAAAAGAUCGGCGCCUGUGGCAGCACAGCAGAGGCAGUGUUAGUAUGCAGGUCACCAGCACAAAAGCAUGCAAAACAAGAAGAACAAAAAAAUGUUGAUUUGGCUUGUGUUUAGGGAGAUUCAGUCAGAUGAAAAGCACAUAUUUUAGCUGAGACACGUCUGAAAGUAAAGGGAGAAGUGUUUGAUGUUAUUGUUACCAGAUAGGUUCCGCAGUGUGGAAUUAAUUAACAAAGAUCUGUGGUGGGGGCAUAGUCUACAGUGGCCUCAUUUGAUUUUAAUAAAAUCAUCUCAGAUGAUCUAUAAACAUAAAGUUGUAAGAAGUGUGAGCCCACAGACAACUCAAGGUGACAUGAGGUUGUGGUUAAAGGGGCCAUUUACAAACUGGUGUGUAUAAUGUAUCUGUGAUAAACAUGUAUCCUGUCAAAGUGCCCUUGGACCACACAUCGGACCACUCUGCUCUGUGAUUGUGAGCUGUCAUGGAUAAGAGCACCAGCUGAAUGGAGAUAGGUGGGACAAGGUGGAUAUAAAGAAAAAAAGUAAUCUUUUUAAAUUCAUUUGUAAUUUAUAUACCGACCUCACUCUGUCCAUGUUCACAUGAAGUUAUGAAAAUGUGCAGCUGAUGAAUUUGACUGUGGGUAAAACUGAGGAUGGUCAAUAGACACGAGGCUUCUCCUGAUCUCAUUUCUUUCCUCACUUUAAUAAUAAUUUAUCAUAAUUCAUGCAGUAGGACUGUGGUGUUUGUGACAGACUGUAAUAUUUGGCUGCCUGUACACAUGAGAAGACGACAUGAUUGUUGGUGAAUUAUAUCACAGCACUUUAGAAUGUAUGGAUAAUUUGUGGUCUUGUGCAUCAACACAGUAUUGUCUUAACUGUCA
Molecule: messenger RNA, 4503 nt
Organism: Seriola aureovittata
Lineage: Eukaryota; Metazoa; Chordata; Actinopteri; Carangiformes; Carangidae
Product: transmembrane protein 125
Exons: 3
Coding region: 2564-3262 (232 amino acids)
Source: RefSeq, a predicted model, not a curated record